UAAAAGUCUGCGAAUAAAGGAAAGUUUGAAUGCAUGUGUAGUAAUAUACUGCAGUUGCAAUUUUAAUUGGAAUGUAACGGCGCACCCUUCGAAAAUGUCCGGGACAUGAGAGUCAAUUCUAAAGAACUAGGAUGUGUGUCCACCAGCUGGAAUUCAUCAUAUGAAGGAAUUCUCUAUUGGAAGCAAAAAGUAGAUUCGCGAUUGAAGCGUGGCUGUGUUUUCUCUGAGCAUUGGUGUCGACUGAAAGGCAAUAUUUUGAUUCUUUGCCGUUCUCCAGACAGGACCAGCAGUGAAAUUGCCGGUGUAAUACUUCUAGAAAGUUUCACUGUGUCCUAUACUAAAGACGAAGAAAUACCGUACUCUUUUCGUCUAGAUUUUGAUUCCGGUGACAAGUCUUUUGUGUUCAUUGCUCGUUCAAAAGAUGAAGCGGAAAAGUGGUUUCAACACUUAAGUAAAGCACAACUAGCACCCAAGUUACGUCGCUUCACUUUACUUCGUGAUGAGAUAAGGAAAAUCACUGGAUCUGAUCCAUUAGAGUCAGGAUUUUCCAGUAGUUCAUUUGCUCAGCCAUCUGUCGAAGGUUCUUUAGAGGAUCAGGGACUUGAAAUAAUAUUGAAAUGUCAGAAUGUUGGCGACAUUACUCAACCUAAUGAGCUUCCUAACACUUGUAUGCUUGUCUCGGUAUCGAAUUCGCGAAAGAACAGUUGGACCACAGUUGGUGCUACAGAAGUAAUUGAACAUUCUCGGAAUCCGGUUUUUUCGAAGACAAUUUUCCUAUCCAGUGAUUUAAUCGAUGAGAACAAUCAAAUUCGAUUUAGUCUGUUUGAUAUUAAAGAUGUGAAAUCUAAUGUUAGUGCUUUAAUCGGUGUAACAACUAUAUCAAUGAAGGAAUUUUUAAAUAAUUCAUCUCUACUAUUACCAAUUCACAAUGAAUGUUCUAGCCCACGUAGUAAUAACAAGUUAACAAAUUUAGAAUCUGUUCCAUCCGUUUAUAUACAGUCAAGAAAACAAAAACCUUUGGAUUCUACAAUUGCUAGGGUUGAUCCUAAUAUGUUGUCCUUGCGUGCAGUGUGUGACAAUCUCCUUUCUAAAAGGUAUACAUUUCAAGAUACGCUAGGUGAAACAAUGCAUGUUGUUGAAUUUAUGGGUGAAUCAAAAUUAUGCUAUGACUUUCCAAUUGAAUAUUUAAAACUACUAAUCCAGUCAGAAUACUUAAUAUACGAUUCUUUAUCGAGAACAGGAUCAUCUAAACCUGUUCUCGAGAGUUUAAGAAAAGAGAGAUUAAUCAGCCUAAAGCAGACUUUGGAACGAUAUGAAGCCAAUCUAAGAAAUCUAGUAGAUUAUUCUGGUCCUCAUUUCAAAGCAUCUACAGAGCGUGCUAAUCCUCGUUAUGAUUUUGUUCCUGUCAAUCUACAUGUUAAUCAGAUAGCAAUUACAAAUAUUGACGGACAAAUCGUCUCUUCUCUCAACAUAAUAUCUGUUGGUGCAUUUUCACUUGGAUCUGCACGUUAUAAAAAUGGCGGUCUAUUUCGAAUGGCCUUCGAUACAAUGCUUACACCGUCAACACGUUUAUAUCCUCCAUCUGAGCUGUCUUAUCUUAAUAUAUCAUCAGAUUCACCUGUAGCUGCAUCGACAUGCUUACUGAAUACGAAACCAAUUGGUAAGGCUAUGGAUUUGCUCUAUCGGGGUACACAUGCUACAGCAUUGUUAAGAUCAGAUUUAGGCGGUCUUAUCGAGAGAUUGAGUGCACCGGGACAAGCUGAACCGUUGGCUCAACGUAUGCAAAAAACUGUAUCCUCUAUACAAGGAAUUUUGUCAAAUCAAUUAUUAUCUAGUCUAAAUGUUGUGACAAAUAUUUCGUGUGAUUUUGAAGUGGUUAUCGGUUUGUUAGCACAAUUAUCAUCGUUAGAAAUAAUGCAAGGAUCAAUUUCUCAACAACAAUCCAAUGAAAAUAUAACUAAAAAUAAACAAAUUAGUCAAUCUCGUGAGGAGUUAAUAAAUGCAUUGAGUAAAGCUGGUCAAAAGUUAUCAAUAACAUUAGAGCAUAUAUGGGAUAAUGUAUCAUCAAUCCUAUGGAAUUAUGUCCUAUCAGGUCUUGCUGAUUUAUCCAAUCAACAAAUGCCAUCGACUGGGGAUAAAGAAGCUGGUGGUAAUUAUUGUGAUUUAAUCAGUGAAGCAGAACGUUCAACUUAUCCUAAUAUGUUACCAAUCAAUAAUAAUAUACUAACAGCUAUUUCUGUUCUACAAGAUUCUUUCAGUUAUCGACAUCAUGCUUGUGUUUGUCAGCUGUUAACUACAGUUCUUACAGCUUUAUCAAUGCAAAUGCCUCGAUGGAAUCGUGUAGACUGGGAACAGAUUGCUGUAUGCGGUGUUCUAGUUCAAUUUGAAGGUCUUCUUAGUUGUUAUGGUGAUGAACAAGGUAUGAUUGAGGAUUGGGCUUGGGCAAUCGACUAUCUAUCAACUUAUCGUAUCACUCUUCGACCGUCUGGUAAUUGUUCUGACGCCUUAAUUGAUAAAAAUACAAAAACUUUAGAGAGUAAUACAUCAUCCAAUUUUAAGCAUUCAAAUUCCACUGCAAACCUCACAAACUCUAGUAAAGAUCAAAAGAAUUCAGAAGAAUUUCAUUUGGAUUUUAAAAUUACCAAAUUGAAUGAGUGCGAGCUUUCUGUUCCGUGGAGAUCAUGGGUUCAUGCUCCUUCGGAAAUUCAAGCACGUGGUCGUGUACGCAUUCGUUUACAUCCUGUUUCAUUCUUAGUCGGUAUCAAUGAGUUACAGUCAGUUGCUGAAACUUUAGAUAAAACUGCUGUACAGUCUGCUGUGAAUAAUCAUGGUUUAAAAUGUUUACGUGCUUAUUUCGACCGAUACACAAAACAUUUUGGUGCACCAGGUGAAUAUGAAUUUUUUAUUUAUUCAUAAUGUUAUUCAAUUUAAUGAAAGGUGUUAUAUCAACUCAUGUUACAUAUUUUUCACUAACGUUGCCCACUGAAUUUCAGUGUAACUUUUAAAGUCUAUCGUCGUGAAAGUGGUGGUUAACACUUCUCCGUAGAUCUAUUUGAUAUAGGAAUAGAAUUUAGGUAUUGGGGUACAGAAUAAUUUUAUUUGGUCGAACUGCAUCAAAUCAAGAUGUAUGCGAUUUGCUAACUGAUAUUGCACAUCGUCUUACACCACCUAUACGUUCAAAACCAGUGGAGAUAUUACAGUUAGCUUCUGAAGUGACACAUGCAUUCGGUGGGUUACGCGUUACAACUUGUAAAUCAGCCAAGGAUCGUACUGCUAUGUCGGUGACAUUGGAACAAAUUCAGUGGUUAAAGAGUAAAGGUAUGAAUGAAAGUUGUUUUACAACAGCUCUUCGGUGUAUACGCAGCACUGGUCUACGUUUGGACAAUGUAAUGAAGAAUACUGGUAAACGUAAAUAUGCCUUUCAUCGCCUACAAUUAUUAUCCUUUCCCAGACUGUAUAAACCACCAAUGGGAACGUAUUCAUCAAAUGUUUCAUCUUAAUAUCAAGAAAGAAAAGAAAGAAAGAAGAAAUUAUAAUAUAAAUAUAAUAAUUUUGAUAAAUCUGACAUAUAUAUACAUGUAAAACUAGUGUUGUACUUCUGUUUCUGUUCUUCUAGUCGUCUCCUUAUUUGUGAUUACAUUUCUUUAAGAAUGGUGAAUCCUUUCUUAUUGGAUGAUUAGUGUUAAGGAUUUUUGAAAAAUCUACUCGUGAUCAUUGCUGAAUAACAAUGGAAAAGAAAGUGUAUUCUUGUCUUAAUAAGAUUUCUUUAUCGCUUAUUGUUUGUUAUGUUUUUUUGUUUUUUAAUCUUUAAUGUUGUCAUUGUACAGAUUUAUACUGUUCAUUUUGAUUUCUAAUUAUCAUAUUAUCUAUUUAUUUAUUUAUUUCAUUGAGAAAGGAGUUAAUGAAAAUAUGAAAAAUACGGCUAAAUAAAAGAGUUUAUUUAUUUGUUUAUAUUUACUGAGGUGAACAGAAGGAUAGGGAACAAACGAUAGUAUUCAUUA
Messenger RNA from Trichobilharzia szidati, 4001 nucleotides. NCBI's taxonomy places the organism in Eukaryota, Metazoa, Platyhelminthes, Trematoda, Strigeidida, Schistosomatidae. The record is from the annotation of a GenBank genome assembly.